AUGCAACCGAGCAACCAGUGCAGUAAUACUCUUCGCGACGAGAACUUUUCGGUUUCAUCGCUUACAACUAAAUUACCUUUAAAAACCUCACUACUUCGUGCCUUCCAAUACAGUCUGCGGCACUCUCGGGCUGCAGCCAGGACGAGGACACCCAGAGCUGCCAGCAUCAGCCCACGUUUUCCUGGUGACCACCUGCGCUCCCGAGCCCGGCCGGCGGCUGUGCCCCGGCCGUGUUUCUCUCAGGGCGUGUGUCACCUUCGAAACCAAAAGCGACAAAAGCAGCGCCUCCUUUGCCUACGAGCACCCGCUAUGCGAGCGGCAGAAGCCGGGCUUGCAAAUUUUUUUCUCUUUGCUGUUCACUUUGCUGUCACGGGCGCCCCUUCCCUGGCUGGGAAGAGCCCUGUAACACAGCAGCAGCAGCAGCAGCAAAGCCGUCCCCGGCAUCCCGCCCGCUCCCCCGGCUGGCUGCGGGCGAAUCCCACGGCAAUCCCUCCCGGCGCUCCAGCGGGAGCUCCGCGCCCGGGCCGAGCUCACAGGGGGUGCAGGGCCCUGCGCUGCCCAGUCCCUGGAGAGCCGCUCACUCAGGCGGACGCAGCUCCCGGGAUCCUGCUCUGUGUCACAGGAGGUCAGGCGCAGAGGAGGACAAGGCAAAGCCCCACUCCCAGGCACCCAGCCCCUUGCCCAGCCGGCAGCAAGACCCGGCCCUCAGCGGGCAGUGGCGGCUCAGGCCUGCCCCUGUUGGACACUGAGGAGGAGGGGGCCUUUGCCAAUAUGGAACAAGAGUGGGAAUAUUACAUGCAUCAAGAGCUUUCCCAGUGCGGAGAUGUUACAAGCCAAGAGCUUUGCCUUUGGGAAGACAUGACAGUUCGAGAGUUUGACCAACAGCAAGAAGAGACAGUCCAGGGAGUUUCACCACACGGAGGAGUGAGACACCCAGAGAGGCAGCAGCAGGAGGAGCUGUCCGUAGAAGAAGUUGGUAGCCACCAUGAGCUGUCUGACUGGGAAGAAUACAGUGAGCAUAAGCUGUCCACUGGAGAUGUCGGAAGCUACCAAGAAGUGUCAGAUUGGGAAGAGUACAUUGGUCAAGAGCUUUCACAAGAGGAAGACUCAGUUGGCCAGAACGUGUCUAAAGAGAAUGAGAAGAGACCCUCCGUGGAGUCCAGAUGGGGAAGUGAUGGUGACCAAGACCUUGAGCAGGACAGCUGGAAACAGAACAUCGGGGCCAAGUCCUUGCUGCCAAAGGAGGACAAGAGGGAUGAGGCAACUGUCACUGAGCUCUGUGCAGACAAAGACAGACCGGCAGGUUUGGCAGGAAGCGGGUUCUUCAUGGCUGCCCCUCGCGAGGCUUGCGCUGAGCAUGGGGCAUCCAAGCCGCACUUCCUAGGGCUGCUCCGCACCUCGCCUGCCCAAGUGGAAGGCCUGGCCCGCAGAGGACACAGGCCCUCUCCUGCCCUCCAGAAGCAGGUGUCAGAGGCCAGGACACCAAGCCCAGUGCGUGCCCUGCGCAGCUGCCCCAGGCCCUCAGCUCCCCAGGCAGAAGACGAGGUCCUCAGCCAGCAGCAGGAACCCCAGAAGAAACGUCCCUCCCGCUUCAUGCAGGCGCUGUGCUGCCUGUUCCACUGGCUCUGCCUGGGGCCACAGCCCGAGGAUUAGGGCCCACUGCUGGCACCAGCGAGAUGAAGAAGCACUUAAGAAGAAAUAGUUAUAAUAACAAGAAAAGGAAGAAAAAAUAAUAAGAAGAAAUAGUAGUAGCAGUAGUAGUAGUAUAGGUAAUAAUUAUAAGUAGAGGCAUAGAAAGUAGAAGAAGAAGAAA
Messenger RNA from Cyanistes caeruleus (blue tit), 1813 nucleotides. RefSeq lists its product as uncharacterized. Lineage: Eukaryota; Metazoa; Chordata; Aves; Passeriformes; Paridae. The record is from RefSeq and is a predicted model, not a curated record.